AUGCAAAUAAUGUUGUUCUUACUUGUGACAACCAGAAUAAUAGCAUCUGAAGUACAACCUUCUCGUAUUCAACGUCAGACACAAGAUAAUUUCUCUCCGCUUGUCGAGAAUUUACAAAAACUUUCUCGAAUCUCUAAUGGAAUUUCUCUGGAAAUAGGUCUCAUUGAUGAAACCUUCCCAACCGACAAUGUCAUUUCGGAACUCCUUCAUAUGGGAUCCCUCAAACCAAACCAGUUCGUCGACUCACAAUUGAAUUCUGCUAAAAGUGCUAUUAGUGAAUUGUCAAGUUUACCGAAGAAAUGGAAAACUGACGAUGGUGUGACGGCUAUCGAAAGUCGAUUGGUUGUCCUCGAAAAUAUAAGAAAGGAGUCGUUUUCGGUGGAGGAUUUUAAGAAUUUCACGGGAAGGAAGGAUUAUGAGACACUUUUGGGAGAGAUGAAAGGUCUGGACGCCCAUAAGGCCAACAUCAGUUCGCUGAAAACUGAAUUGACUUCCUUGAACGGAAUCUUCUUGGGAUUUGAGAGCAAGGCGAAGGAUCUGAACGUGCAGAACGUUAAGACUGCUCUUCUUGCCUUUCCUAUGAUUGAGAACAGUUUGGGAGAAAUGGAAAAAAUGGUCACAACUCUCGAUCCACUUGUUGUACUUCUGGGAAAAGCGAAGAGACUCAGAGAAUCCUCCAAGUUCUUUGAAAUGCUUCGUCUGGAAAGUGAAUUCAGAAAGAAUCUUACAAAUGUAUUGACCUACCGAGAGGAUCCGAUGAAAUCUUUCAAUCAAAACUUUGACAAUGUAUUCGAUCUUGGAAAAACGUCUGCAACCUCGGAACCAGCGUUCUCAUCGAUCGACCAAUUGAUUCUGAAUAGAAGGGAUUCUCGUGAAUUGCCAUGUGAAUACACGUGUGGACUCGGAAAUGUAGGAAGUGAUUUGGAGAAGCUGAAGAAUGACUGUGGUGACGAGUGGAUUCAGAAACGGAUGACUAAUGGCUCGGUUGUGGAGAAGAACCUGAAAGAGUCUUUCUCUUAUUUGGAUGAAUUGAUUGGUGAAUUGAAGAAUGUGGAGCUGGCGUGGAAACCGUUAGAGGAUGACAAGUUGCUUGUGAGAUAUGACCAAGUUCGAGUAAUUCAGAAAGAAGCUAAUCAUCUGUCUGGAAUAUCGCAAGUGAUCAAGACAAAGAUUGGAGAGUUCAGAGAAUGCGAUAAUCCCAGUACCGGGUUUCCAGGAGUCAAGUUUGAAGGUCUCAAGAAAGUUGGAGAUGUGAUUGGCGAGCUUAAUACGGAUUUGGAUCAACUCAGAUCUUUGAAUUACAUUGAAAAACUCAAAAGUGUGACAUCGAUGAAGGAUGGGUUGAGUACCGCCGGUAAACCUGAAAAUGAGCAGAUUCAAAUGGCUAGAACGUUCCUGCAAAAGAUGGAAUCCAAUGAAGAAUACAAGACUGUCAUUGACUCGUUGAAGACGCUUCAAACUGAUCUUGGAAGUUUGGAAACUAUCAUUCCGAACGUUGUUGAUGCAGUUCCAAAAAUUUCAUUCAAGUACAUUGAUGAUCAUCAUAAAGCACUCAAUGAAGAUGUGAGUGGUAUCCUAGAAGCAAUGAAAGAAUUGAAUACUGCCACGUCACAAAAGUAUGGAGAAGAAGAAAAAUCUGUGAAUACACUGAAGAAAUUAGAGCUUCAGUUUUCGAAAUUCGGAUUGAAAGACGCUCCGUCAUCACUGGAAGCACUGGACACUUUCUUUUUGGAUUAUGUAGGCUCGAUGACGUUUGUUCCACCAUCUGUGGCUCCAUUGAUGGUUCCAUCUGAACCAGCGUCUUCUCCAUCUUCAGAACUCUUCUCGACGACUAUCGUAUUAAUAAUAAUAAUUUAUUCAUCUUUUGUUGUGCGAAAGAGAAAAAAAAAGAAAUGGGCGAAAUCUAUAAGAACAUACAACAAGAAGGGGUGA
Caenorhabditis remanei is the source of this 1932-nucleotide messenger RNA. RefSeq lists its product as uncharacterized. The record is from RefSeq and is a predicted model, not a curated record. The transcript is spliced from 3 exons. The coding region runs from base 1 to 1932 and encodes 643 amino acids. NCBI's taxonomy places the organism in Eukaryota, Metazoa, Nematoda, Chromadorea, Rhabditida, Rhabditidae.